This is a messenger RNA of Tuber melanosporum (Perigord truffle), 591 nucleotides long. RefSeq lists its product as uncharacterized. NCBI's taxonomy places the organism in Eukaryota, Fungi, Ascomycota, Pezizomycetes, Pezizales, Tuberaceae. The transcript has 2 exons. Gene Ontology annotation, cellular component: mitochondrion. The record is from RefSeq and is a predicted model, not a curated record. Gene Ontology annotation, molecular function: RNA binding; pseudouridine synthase activity. Gene Ontology annotation, biological process: mRNA pseudouridine synthesis; tRNA modification. The coding region runs from base 1 to 591 and encodes 196 amino acids.
AUGGAACUGGUGGGGUUCGAGAAGGGAGGGGAGCAUGGGUUCGGUUUGCCUGGUGAGGAGGGGAGCACCGAGGAGAAGGUUGUCGGCGAGGUUAUGCGUAUGGUGGGAGCGGAGGAGUCUAAGAAGCGGACGCUGGAAGUGGAGGAGGAAGGGAAGGAGGAAGUAGGGGGGACUAAGAAAGUCAAAGUGGACGAUACACUCUUCAAACAUGCGGAAAAAACCAUCCAAGAACCUCUCACCGCUGACUCCCCCUCCCAACAACCCCCAAUAGCAUCCCUCCGCAUGUCCGUCUCCUCCGGCUUCUACGUCCGCAGUCUAAUCCACGACCUCGGAGAAGCUCUCGGCUCAGCAGCACACAUGGUCCAACUAACCCGUACCCAACAAGCCCAAUUCGAACUAGGCAAGAAUGUGAUACCAUGGGAAGACAUGAUGAGCGAGGACACAACAAAGUGGGAGCCGCAGUUGGAAGCGGCGCUGAGGGAGACAAGUGAUGAAGGGGCAUUUGCUAAGAGGGGGGAUGAUGUGGAGGAGGGCAGUGGGGGGGAGAAUGUGGAAUUGGAAGUGGAGAAGAUGGAGGGGAAGGGUAGUUAG